Messenger RNA from Porites lobata, 1232 nucleotides. NCBI's taxonomy places the organism in Eukaryota, Metazoa, Cnidaria, Anthozoa, Scleractinia, Poritidae. The record is from the annotation of a GenBank genome assembly.
AUGUUUAUGGAUAACCUUCUAAGCUCAUAUAGGGAACUGGAAAGAUCUUUCAUGAAAAAGUUCUACGAACUUUACAAGGCUUUCAAGUUCCGUACAUUAUGGGAAGGAAACAAUCCCUUGGCCUCGUUUCGAAGAGUAGCGAGUGAAAGUGCCAAGGGCACGGGACGACUAAACGGCGUUGUACAACUCACUGGAGUGCUUCGAAAGUUCCAGAAACUUAAGGAUAAAGCCAACAAGUGUUUCACUUUUAAUAAAUACACCACUGACAUACACAGAUGGAGUUUCAAUAGUGUAAAAGACAAAAAGGUAACAACAACAACAAUGUACUUAUUUAAAGAAAUAUAAAGUUUACAAUUUUAUGUCCUGCAAAUAGCUAUAAUGCUAAUCUAGGCAGGGCAAGACUUUAAAUGAAGACGUUAUUAAAUUACAUAAAAAAAGAAGCCUAUUUAGCUAUAGUUAAAGCAUUCUGUCUUGGAAAAUAUUGUUUGCAAUAGCUAUCUUUGUAUGUGAUAUAGACACGACUAAAACUUUGCAUCCAAUUUUAUGACUCCUGAUUAAAAUAUCUCCAAACCUAGAGUGCAAUGAUAAAGCGAAUUCUCCCUCUUCCAAAUUACUAUUCUAAGUUUUAAAAGCCUCUCAGUAAGUUCACAGUUCGUGUUUUAUCCGAGUCUGGAACUAAUAAUUAUACACUCAGUUGUUCCUCUUAUUUUAAAUAAAAAGAUCAAUCUGAUUUUUGGGACGAAUUUCUUCUUUGUCGUUAUCGUUUUUGUUGUUAAUACAUGGCGUAGGAAAUGUUUACCCUUUCCUAGUCUUAAAAGACCAUUGUUGGAUUGAAUUUAAAGGUAACCCGCAUAAAAACUGAAUACCUUAUUGGAGGAAAUUAACAAUGCACGUUGACAACGCGAAAAAAAUUUACGUUGCACUAAAUUAACGCUAAUUUUUCAUAAGUUAGGUUUACAUGCAUGAAAUUAACGCGACGAGCAUCUCUUUAUAUUCAACACAAAUUUGCAGCACUUACAAAAUCUCAACAUAAAUAUAUAUCAAGGAGAAAAAGAAGCAUUUACAUGAAGGAGUUUUUGACCUGUUAACUUUGCUGUUAUGUUAACAUUGCGUUUUAUCUGUUUUAGAUGUUUGAAGACCUUGCCUCUAAAGGCUAUUCAAGAUUUACCAUUAACAUUGACCAGAGCUGUGUAAAAUGCUAUAACAUGCGUCUACUCAAGGUAAGAUCCUGA